AUGGCCAAGGAUUCAUUGCCUAAGCAAACGGUCAAAGAGCCGUCGUUGAAGGACUGUACUUGUAAGAGAUGUCUUAAAUUGAGUGUUUCCAGAGAUAAGAAGAUUGGAAGAAAGAAGAAGGGCGAAGAGAAAAGAGAGAGGCAUUACGGCAGUAGACGAAAACUAACGUUUAACUUCUUGAAGCAUACAAAUUUGGGCAAUACCAAUUACGACGUGAUCACUUCCGUUGGAUAUCUUAAUGAAAAGUAUGGACUAAAGAAAUCGCAUUACAUCGAAAAAUUCAUCAAAUGUAUCCACAGGAAAAUAAAUAUUGAUGUGAGCAAAAUCACCGACGCUUAUGUGGACUCGCUAAAUCCCUGGGUCAAAGUGAAGCUGUUUCUUUUGUUGGUGACUUUGUCUGAAAAAGGUGGUCCUGAAUAUUGGCUCGAUAAAACAGAAGGUGAUAAGAACUCGGAAUCCUCUUCAUCAGAGUAUGGCACGACCAAUGCUGCCAAAGGUGAGAGUAACGCUAAAUUUUCAGCGCUAAAAGACGAAAUGACUAAAACUCACAAAAACCUUUUUCCCACUUUGACAGAACAGAUCAUACAGCAUAACAUCAAUCAAGAUUUCACGGAAUCUACUUAUGACGAGGAUUACGUCUUUUCUUCUAUUUGGGCAAACUUCAUGGAGGGAUUAAUCAAUCAUUAUUUGGAAAAGGUCAUUGUACCUUAUUCAGAAAUGAAAGUCUGUCAGCAAUUGUAUAAACCGAUGAUGAAAAUUAUCUCGCUAUACAACGAGUAUAAUGAGCUUAUGGUUAAAAGUGAAAAGAAUGGGUUUUUGCCCUCUCUUCAAGAAUCCGAGAAUAGCAAAUGUGAGAAAAGCGAAAACGAGGGAAAGGAUGAUGCUGUUAGUCAAGAAAGGCUCGAAAGAGCCCAAAAGUUGUUAUGGCAAGCUCGAGAAGAUAUUCCAAAAACUAUCAGCAAAGAAUUGACUUUGUUAUCGGAAAUGUAUUCAACAUUAUCUGCUGAUGAGCAAGAUUACGAACUAGAUGAAUUUGUCUGCUGCGCAGAGGAAUACAUUGAGUUAGAAUAUCUGCCUGCGCUUGUUGAUGUUCUGUUUGUUAAUUGUGGUACAAACAACUUCUGGAAAAUCAUGCUGGUGUUGGAACCCUUUUUUUACUACAUCGAGGACGUCGGCGGAGAUGAUGAAGAAGAUGAAGAUAAUGUCGAUAACAGUGAUAAUGAGGAAGACCGCUUACUUACCAACAACGUGGAGGGAGGCGAUAAUGUAGCUGAACAUAAUUUCAAACCUGAUCCAAGAGUGAUUACUCUGGAAAAAAUAUGCGAAGUUGCUGCGAGACAAAAGUGGAUAUAG
Messenger RNA from Saccharomyces kudriavzevii IFO 1802, 1353 nucleotides. It is a transcript of the gene AAN1, whose product is annotated as Aan1p. The record is from RefSeq and is a predicted model, not a curated record. The transcript has a single exon. NCBI's taxonomy places the organism in Eukaryota, Fungi, Ascomycota, Saccharomycetes, Saccharomycetales, Saccharomycetaceae. The coding region runs from base 1 to 1353 and encodes 450 amino acids.